AAGGGCGUGUAUGCUUCUCUUAAAAAUAAUAAUAAUAAUAAAAUAAAAAAAGAUUGGCAGCAGCACUGUCAACUUCAUUCCUCCACAUCUCUGCGUCCAGACGCAGCCGGCAGCAGUGCUCAGUUCAGGGCCUGAGCCCACCUCAGACACCCCCCCCCCCUCCCUCCCCCCGGGUGGCUCACCAUGGCAGGGGUCGGUGAUGAGAGCGACCAGGUGCAAUGGUGCUUUUCCCAAGUCAAAGGAGCGAUAGAUGACGACGUCGCCGAAGCUGACAUCAUAUCUACUGUUGAGUUCAACCACUGUGGAGAGCUGCUUGCCACGGGAGACAAAGGAGGUCGUGUAGUCAUAUUUCAACAGGAGCCAGAGAGCAAGAAUCAGCCUCUGUGCCGUGGCGAAUACAACGUUUACAGCACUUUUCAGAGCCAUGAACCUGAGUUUGACUACCUGAAGAGCCUUGAGAUCGAGGAGAAGAUCAACAAAAUUCGAUGGUUGCCCCUGAAGAAUGCUGCUCAUUUCCUUUUAUCUACAAAUGAUAAAACCAUAAAGCUGUGGAAAAUAAGCGAGCGAGACAAGCGACCAGAAGGUUACAAUUUAAAAGAAGAUGAUGGUCGAUAUAGAGAUCCAAAUACAGUUACAACACUACGGGUCCCAAUAUUCAGGCCAAUGGACCUGAUGGUGGAGGCCAGCCCCCGGCGAGUGUUUGCCAACGCUCACACUUACCACAUCAAUUCCAUCUCGGUCAACAGCGAUUGUGAAACCUACCUGUCCUCGGAUGAUCUCCGCAUCAACCUGUGGCACUUGGAGAUCACCGAUCGCAGCUUUAAUAUUGUUGACAUUAAGCCAGCUAACAUGGAGGAAUUGACUGAGGUGAUCACAGCAUCAGAGUUUCAUCCUAACCAAUGCAAUACGUUUGUGUACAGUAGCAGUAAAGGAGCCAUCCGCUUGUGCGACAUGAGGGCGUCAGCACUGUGUGACAACCAUGCCAAAUUGUUUGAAGAGCCAGAGGAUCCAAACAAUCGUUCGUUCUUCUCAGAAAUAACGUCAUCCAUCUCUGAUGUGAAGUUCAGCCACAGUGGACGUUACAUGAUGACCCGUGACUACCUGUCCAUCAAAAUCUGGGACCUCAAUAUGGAGACUCGCCCAGUGGAGAUUUAUCAGGUGCAUGAAUAUCUCAGGAGCAAGUUGUGUUCACUCUAUGAGAACGAUUGCAUCUUUGACAAAUUUGAGUGCUGUUGGAAUGGGAACGACAGCGUGGUCAUGACGGGUUCCUACAAUAACUUCUUCAGGAUGUUUGACCGAGGCUACAGGAAUGAUGUGACCCUGGAGGCGUCAAGGGAGCACAGCAAACCGCAGUCUGUCCUGAAACCCCGCAAAGUAAGCUCGGGUGGGAAGCGCAAAAAGGAUGAGAUCAGUGUAGACAGUUUGGACUUUAACAAGAAGAUCCUCCACACUGCCUGGCAUCCCAUGGACAACAUUAUUGCUGUGGCCACCACCAAUAACCUGUAUAUAUUCCAGGACAAACUAAACUAGCAUUUGAUGAGCUCCAUUACAGACACAACAUCUGUCUAAAUGCUCAAAUCUGGCUCAGACCUUGGGUAUGACUGAUCAUCACAAGCCCAUUUUUCAUGUGUAAUACAAAAUGAACAUCCAGGCUUUGUUGAGCUAAUUACUGUAAAGACUUUGGGAUUCAGGGGCUCUCUUUCCCUCCAAUAGAAGCACUUGUUCAUCCAGCUACUAAUUCCAACCCCACUACAUCCCAGACCAAAGGGAAGAUGUGUUAAUACAAAAACAAAAAUCAUUUGUACAUUAGUGCCAUUGCUGAUUGUUAAUGCAUUCUUUGUUGCUACAACAUUUUGUUAGUUUUAGCAGGAAAAAGUCUAAUUGUAGACUCAUUUGCACUGACAUGAAACAUUGCUGAUACACGUGGUUGACACUCCGUAUUUGCCUCCACACAUUCGUCAACUUGCCAAAGUCACUCAGCACUCCUUCUCGUUAGUUUAUUUUGUUAAAGGGCCAGACCAGGAUUACUCCUGUUAAGGUUAUUCUUGAAAGGUGUUCUACAAACAUUACUGCCACAAAUUCUUUCUGCGAGAUAACAAUAUGUACCAUCUGAAAUGUUUAUCCUAAAAUUCCCUGUCGUUUACACUGAUUUUCUUAGCAGUAAGGAUGUCAAGUUGCACUUGAAAAUGACUUCUACCACACAGCGGUCUUCUGAAUCACUUAAUUUACCUGGUUAGUUCCGUUUGACAUAAACUGGUUAUAUUUUCUAAAUACACACAUCUGAUGUUAGUUACUUUCAGUAUAGCUAAUAAAUACAUUUUCAUCGGCAGCAUCAUUCACAUACAUUUAAAUAGUGUGUGUAUAUAUAAUGGCUAUAGUUUGUAAAAUGGUGAGCAGUGGUGCAGAUGCAAUUCUGUUAAAGAAUGAAAAUUGUCAACAACAUGGUUGCCUUUGGACACUCUAUGCACACACGUGGCAGGUAUUGAGCUUGGGGAAAAUGAAUCAUGCCAAAGAAAGCCGUACUUUACUCCUGCAAAUUAUAAUCUGUUAGUUAAUGCCCUGCUCAAUCCUUACCAAUGAGAGUGGACCACCAACAGCAGCUCAGGCUGAAAGGCUGGUAAUUCUGUACGUAGGGUGGCGCAGAUAUUUUGUGAUGUCAAAGUCGGAUGCUGCUUCCAACCUCUCCAGGACAAAGAAAAAAAAACACUAAUCUGUUGUGUUGCAAACAGAUAACCCCCUGGAUCAAGUUUCAUUUUAAUGAAGUUUUAUACUGUACCUCUGAAGAGAAAUAUAGUCACAACAGGUGAUUUGUUUUUGGAUAAAUUAAAGCAACAGUUCCAGUUUGAUCACUAAUGUUUAAAGUUGAGUUGUCUGUUGGCUGGUUGCUUGUAGAUGGAAGGCCGCAUGACAGCCUACAAACAUACAGUUCAAUCUGGGCAUUUGUUGAAAGUUCUGUGAUGUCAAGCAAGGAGAAGAGAAGCAUGGUUUUCUGAGGUGGGCAAAUAUUUUUCAACACUUCUUUUAAAUCAUAUCUGUGAAAGCAUAGGCAGUAUCUGGUCUGAAAGGGGCGAAAGGCAUUUUUCAACAUACUCUUUUUCAAAGCCAGUCAUGUGACUUUCGCCUUAUUUUCUUGAAAGGGUAUCUGUUCUAUAAGCUUUAAAAAUAUAUAUAUUAUUAUUUAAGGGGAGACUUUGUGAAGCACUUGGUUUGCAGAUGAUUGUUUAAUGUCCUUGAAGAAAUUACUUAAAAUUUUAUGUCUGCUACUUUUAUGCUAUGCCUUGCCUCUGUCAUAAAUUUCCAAUCUUGUGGCGCAAACGGGUGGAGGAUUUCUUUCUUUUACUUACUGUUGUUGUCGUCGUCGU
Phycodurus eques (leafy seadragon) is the source of this 3362-nucleotide messenger RNA. It is a transcript of the gene ppp2r2aa, whose product is annotated as protein phosphatase 2, regulatory subunit B, alpha a. Gene Ontology annotation, cellular component: cytosol; protein phosphatase type 2A complex. Gene Ontology annotation, molecular function: protein phosphatase regulator activity; protein binding. NCBI's taxonomy places the organism in Eukaryota, Metazoa, Chordata, Actinopteri, Syngnathiformes, Syngnathidae. Gene Ontology annotation, biological process: peptidyl-serine dephosphorylation. Bases 184 to 1530 code for a protein of 448 amino acids. The transcript is spliced from 10 exons. The record is from RefSeq and is a predicted model, not a curated record.